UACUUCUUGAGCACAAGAGAAAACAGAUUUGGAAUACAAGUGUUUAUCCCAUCCCCACUUAAAAACAAUUGGUAUUGUUCAUACAAGAGCUUUCCCAGAAUCUGUUAGACAAGUUACUUGGUUAUAAUAGUGGUGAGGCAGCCUCUGCAGCUCGUAUUGCUGAGGCGGAAAGUUUGUAUAGAGGAGUGAAUAGCGGCCCAGGGUUUCUGUAUUGUGAUUGUUUUCCAACUGCAAACGUGUAUGGUGAGGAUUAAUUGACAGGCUAGCUCAUAAAGCCCCAAAUGGAAAAAGCAUAGAGAAAAUGCUCUGAUACUUCCUUGCAAGAUUGGAAUUUAUGAAAAUCAUUUGAUUUGGAAAAGAAAUGCAGUAAGGUACUCUAUUCUCCAAAAUGAGGUGAUGGCUUAGCUCAAGUGAGGAUGUGAUAACUUCUUGCACCUGAGCAAGAAGGUUCAGAAUAAUUGCUUAUGGGAGAUGAGUAAGUAAAUAGUUCUAAGAUUCUUGAGAGCAGAGAUGAUAUUUUGUUCUUCAUAUAUAUAUGCUCCUAGCACUGACCCUGUUACAUAUAGUCAGGGUUACCCUCCUUAAGAAGAGUUCAGUGGCUUUCCAUAGCCUCCAGAUAAAUUCCUGAGCAUGGCAUGCAUUGCCAUCCACAGUCUGGUCCCCAACUUUUUGGGCUAUCGACCACAUCCUUCUAAUGUUUGAGACUACUCGUAGCUCCCCAGACUUGCAUUAUACUUAUACUUUCAUGAUUUUGCUCAUGCCAUUCCUUCAACUUGACAUGCCAUCUCCCACCCUCUGUGUUUCUGCCUACCAAAUAUUACUCAUGCUCAGAGACCGGGCAAUUUCUUCCUGUAGCUUUCACUGAUUACCACCGCCCCCUCCCCCAUUCAGAUUUAAUUCUCCCCAUUGCAUCUCUAUUGGAGUUGGCACCCUGACCUGCUUUGUCAUUCCUUUUACAUGAACAAGUGUUUUCAUCCUGCUCUCUACCUUGAUGGAAAAUGCCAAGAUUAGAAAUCAGAGGGGCUGGGGGUGUCUCCUACUGAAUGGCUCAAUGACCGGGUAAGUUAUAAACUUGUCUGAACCUCAAUUUAGGAGAUAUUUAACCCAUUUUACAGGUUUAGUUAAGAUUAAAGAAGAAAUAGAAUUUUUUGGUAAACUCAAAUUUAUGAAGGAUAAUUUCACUAUGGGGAUGUCUGUGAAGGCAGGCAGGAGUGUCUUAUACUUUGUCAUCCCCUCAGUAGAUGAUUGGUAAUAGAAAGUUAACUGUUCUUUGUAUUCUGUACCAGCACUUAAUGGAGUCUUGCAGCGAGUAGAUUUUCAAUAAUUUUGACUGUUGAAAUAAAGCAGGGAGCUGGUAGCAAAGCACAGUUUUUAUUCCAGUGAAAUUACCUAAAGGUAGUCUGCGAGUCUCCAGUGAGCUCAUUGUUCCAAGAAUUUAGGAUACACAGGAAGAGCUGAUAUUAGGAGGUGAUGGAUGGUGGAGGGAGAGAGAUUCUUGAACUAGAGGACGACCCUUGGCAGCUUUAUCUCGGCUAGAAAUCAAGCUGAUAUGGCUGGUAAAGGGUUAAUAAAUUCCCAAGGCUGAUAUUUGCGAAUUACCAAAUUCUGCCCUUCAUAGUUAUUUCAAACACCCACAGGAUCUGUGUACCCAUAUCUGUGCCUACGCAUUUCCAUUGUCAUUUUAAAACCACUUCAGUAUGCCUGUGUUAUAUUGGUUGCAGUACAAUUUUACAUAACUCUGGACGCAAAGAAAUCCAAAAUGAGAUAGAACACAAGCAGCAACAAUUUAGGCAAUGCUAUUUAUAAUGUUCAGUAACAGUUCGUCAGUAACAGUUCGGUAACAUAUUGUCUGUAUUAAAAGGUCAUGGAUUAUCUUGUCUAUUUGCAGAUGCAAAGAGUUUCCAAGGAGAAUGGAAUAACAUUUUGAGCUCUCUGAGCUAAGGUGCAAUGUGAAUGCAAAAUGGAAGAUAAUUAUCAGUGGACAGAGAACAGUCUUAGGAAUCUUACUUAUUGGGUGACCUUAAACUAAAAUGAUCUUAUUCCUGACAGGGAAUUAAGAUGGGGAAUGAGGUGUAGAGGUGAGUCCAAGAUACAGCCAAGAAAGUGCUCUUUUCCCUUCACAGUUCUGCAUUUCAAUCCCAGGAAAGUGAAAGGUGCAGAGUCCAUUGAUUCCUGCUCAACAGAGACCCCCUCUUUUAUUUCUUGACUUAAUGGGGGAGCAAGGUGUCCACUAGCUCCUGGGGAGGAGCUAGGGUUGUUCUAAGGUAGUGGCAAUCCCAGUCUUCUUUGCUAGAUACUUGGAUAAACUCUCAGCUUCUCAGUUCUGGAGAUGAGAGGUAAGAGAAAGUCUGCUGGGUUCUGAGAAUUAUUUUAUUUCAUAAUAAAAAGACAAUAGAAUCCCACGCUUCCUUCCUGCUUUGGUGAGGACUUGGUGUUUGGUGAAACGGGCCAUUUUGUGUUCAAAGAGAGCCAAAGAGCAUCUGGGACACAAUGACUUGGACCCCUAUCACUGAACAGCUGAAGGAUCCUUGGAACCAAUGGUUUCAGAGUGGUUCUGUAAAUAGUAACUCUUUAUGGUGCUUUCUCCUGUCAAGGAAUGAGGUGGCCUGCUUUAAAUCUUUCCAGUUAAACUGAAGUUUAACAGAAGGGGAUUGCCUUGUAAGCUGCCAAAAGUCAGUGCAACUGAGAUACAGCAGUUAUCUCAGGACAUUUCCUGGAACACUUUCUCUCGAGAGUAGGUUGCUCUCAAAACCAAGCUAUUGGGAUAAUGGUUACACAUAUGACUUCUGUCUUUUCCAUUUCACACAGUGAAGACAGCAUUCAUUCAUUUAUUCAUUCAGAAAGUCAGCCAGUGAGCAAAGGACCUUCAAAGUCCCAGGUACCACUAUGUGCUGAUGCUAAAGACACAAGCUAGAGUCUCUGCCCGCCUGGAGACAGUCAUGAAACAAAUUUUACAGAGAGUAACAGUUGAGAUCAGUGCUGCCAAGGGUGUCCUAAGAGGGAGGAACUGGGAGAUAGGAGUGGGGGUGGCAGUGCUGAUCAAAGAAAGCUUCCAAGGGAAGAGCAAGUAAACAAGUCAUCAUCUAUUCCUAGUCUACAGCAGGAGUCCUGAAGAAUUCAACUGAGAGGUAAGGAGAGCAGUGGGGAUGGAGAGGGGGAGACACCCAGGGGUGUAGGCAGUAGAAAUGGUGGAACUUGGAAGUGAGAGUGGUUGGAGUCAAGGAUGGCUCACACGUUGCUGGUUUGGAAUUCUGGGUAGAUGGAGGGAACAUGCAUUAGUGUAGUUGGUUGCUAAAAAUGGAUUUCAUCCUCUAUCCCUCUCUGCAUCUCACUCAGCCCUUUCUUUUUUAUUUCUUUGAAAUAUCUUUUUCAGAGAGAAAGAGAGUGCAUGAGCCGGGGGAGGGGGAAGACAGAGGGGGAGUAGAAGCAGACUCCCCACUGUGGGGCUCAAUCUCCCAACCUAGAGAUCUUGACCUGAGCAGAAACCAAGGGCCAGAUGCUUAACCCGACUGAGCCACCCUUUCAAAUGUGACUUCGGCUCCCUCCACUUAGGCAUGGAGUGUAUCCUUUCCCCUCUCCUUGAAUCUGGGCUGGAAUUGUGACUUGCUUUGGCCAACAGAAUGCAGCAGAGGUUAUGGGUUCCACCCUGGAGUAGGGCUCAAGAGGCCUUUUCCACUUCCACUUACUCUCUCUGAAACCUGCUCAACCACCACCAUGAAAGCAAGCCCUAGCCAUCCUGGGGGGGGGGGGGGGGGGCGGGGACGGACUCAGGUGAGUCCGUCACUGCCCCUCCCCCAUCACAGUUGACUGCCUGUCACCCUCUGCCAGCUCUCUGCUGAUACAUGACAGGGCCCAGCCUAGAUCAGCUGAGUCUGGCCUAGAUUAGGAUAACCACUCCACUGACCUACAGACAUGAGCAACUAUGGGAGAUUGUUGUUUUAAGCCAUUAAGUUUCGUGCAGUUUGUCGUGCAGCAAAAGCUAACUAAUACGACUGAGACAGAGAAGGGGUAAGGAAGGGGCCCUCCAAUAGGCAAUUGGACAUAUGAGGCUGGUACACAGGAGGCCAGAAGCAUGAAGUUCUAACCUGUAAGGAUCAAAUCCCAAGGCCUUACUAUGGUCCGUCUCCCCAAACUCAAGACCAGGACAUUUUUCUCUUUUGUGUCCCCUUCCACUCUCUCAUCCUUAACGUACACUUCAUUUUACGCUUAAAAGUAAGUACUUGAAUAAUAAAAGCAAAUGCAUGACUCAAGUGCAUAAGACAGUAUUAAUGAUGGAGAAUUAGUCCGGAGCCAAAGCUCCCAGGGGAUGGAACGUGUAUUGACUGUUCACUAAGGAGUGGAUUCAGCCAAGGCCAGCAGCGAGGGUCUGGGCUUGGAGGCUGAGCUGCAAACAAUUACUGCCCCCAAGGGGCCUUCACAUUUGUGGAGCAAGGUCACAGUGACUGCAGGUCCCUUAUAACGGCUACUAAUUCAGGGAUUCCGGGCUUUACCCUCCUCCUUUGUCCUUAGUAAUGUCACCCCUCAGCACCUUUUGAAAAUAAAAAGGGCAAUAUACCCAACAGGAAUUUACCCCUCCCAUUGUUGCAGAAACAUCCGACUGAUUGCACUUUUUCCUGUUUCUUUCCUCCCCCAGCUCAGAACUGAUCGCAGGUUCGCCCACUGGUCUAGUGACCCGGGCUCGCCUCUGCGGGGUGGAGGGGCCCCCAGGGCGGCGCAGGCACAGCCCCACGAGAGGCCUCCCACCGCUCGCGGGACCGUGGCCGUCCUGCAGGGGCCGGGGGCGGCAGCGGCGCGGGGCCCGGGCGGAGCGCGUCAGGCGGCGAGGCGGUGCGCACGCCCCCGGCGCCCGGUCCCUCCCCCCGGGCUCUCCAGCGCCCCGGUCCCUCCCGGCCGCCGCGGGAAGGGGCGGGAGGGGGAGGAGCCGGAGGCGGCCGCCGCGCCCCCGCCGCGCGCGCCCAGCCCUUUAAAACCGCCGGCGCUGACAGCUCGGCCGGCCGCCGCGGUCCCCGCGCACCUGUGUCCGCACGCUCUCUGUGCUCGCGAGCCGCUCCGCUGCGCCCGAGGCCAGGCGUGCGCUCUCGGAGGCGGGACCCGCUCGGCCCGCGCGCUCUCCAUGCGGCCGCCCACCAUGUCUGGGCACUGUCUGCUCGCGCCCAUCCCCGAGUCCUCCUCCGACUACCUCCUGCCCAAGGACAUCAAGCUGGCCGUGCUGGGCGCCGGCCGCGUGGGCAAGAGCGCAAUGAUUGUGCGCUUCCUGACCAAGAGAUUUAUUGGCGAUUAUGAACCGAAUACAGGCAAGUUGUAUUCACGGCUCGUCUACGUAGAGGGAGACCAGCUCUCCUUGCAGAUCCAGGACACCCCGGGGGGCAUCCAGGUCCAAGACAGCCUGACCCAGGUAGGUGAUUCCCUGGCCAAGUGCGUGCAGUGGGCAGAGGGCUUUCUGCUGGUCUACUCCAUCACAGACUAUGACAGCUACCAGUCCAUCCGCCCCCUUUACCAGCACAUCCGGAAGGUCCACCCUGACUCCAAGGCCCCUGUCAUCAUCGUGGGCAACAAGGGGGACCUUCUGCAUGCCCGGCAGGUGCAAACGCAUGAUGGUAUUCAGCUGGCCAACGAGCUGGGCAGCCUAUUCCUUGAAAUUUCCACCAGUGAAAACUACGAGGACGUCUGUGACGUGUUUCAGCACCUCUGUAAAGAAGUGGGCAAGCUGCACAGCCUCGGUGGGGAGAGGAGGAGAGCCUCCAUCAUUCCCCGGCCGCGCUCGCCCAACAUGCAAGACCUCAAGAGGCGCUUCAAGCAGGCUCUGUCUUCCAAAGUCAAAGCCCCCUCUGCACUGGGGUAAACCCAUCUCACACAGACUCGGCUCCUUUUUAUUGUGCGUUGUGCAGCUGAAAAAGACAGGGGACCUCCCUUUUUAAUUACACAUUCGAAGUUUAUUUUUAUACAAACUGUUGGUUUUCAAGUGUAUGUGUAUUUCUGAAAAUUCAGUGAUUGCCUAGAAGUUGGAGAGGUUUUUUUUUUUUAAAUAAAAUAUAUAUAUAUAUUUUUUACUGUAACUGCUAGCCACUUUUCCAUUAAAGGCAAAAUGGCAACAUUG
Messenger RNA from Mirounga angustirostris (Northern elephant seal), 6097 nucleotides. It is a transcript of the gene RASL11A, whose product is annotated as RAS like family 11 member A. The transcript is spliced from 4 exons. Gene Ontology annotation, molecular function: GTP binding; GTPase activity. Bases 5114 to 5842 code for a protein of 242 amino acids. The record is from RefSeq and is a predicted model, not a curated record. NCBI's taxonomy places the organism in Eukaryota, Metazoa, Chordata, Mammalia, Carnivora, Phocidae.